UUACUUCUUCUUUCAUCAUAACCUUUUGCUUUAACAUUAUAACAAUAUAAUAUUAUAUAUUUAUCAUUAAUUAUGCCUUACAGACAAUUUGGUAUCGGUUUUCGUUGAUUUGAUGUUUUUUCUCCAGAAGACCUUAUAUUGUUGACGAAGAUUGUAAAGAUACAUCUGUAGUCAGUUUCACUAUUAGCUCCAAAUAAAAAUUUUUAGAAAAAGAAUAUGUACAAAUACCCUUCUUACAAUAUUUAAUUGAAAAACAAACAAUAGAGGACGUAAUAUGGAACCAUUAGGAAUAAAUACUGAUGAUUGCGGGAUAAAUUCCAAGUAUAAUGAUAAAAUACACAAAUUGUCUUCAAUCCCACUCAAUAGACAUGACGAUCAAGUAUGUAACGGAAUUAUUAAACAGGAAAAUAUUGAUGAACAAGACGUAUUUAAUGGAAUUAUCAAAGAGGAAAUUAUUGAAGAAAUAGACCAUGACAAUGAUAGUCGAUCAUUUCAAAAAGGAACUAAAACUGAAAAGAAUAUUAACACAAUUGAUACCGAAAUAAAAACUGAAGUAAAUUGUAUUGACUGUUUUGAAUUUGAAGGAACAGUUUUAAGCGAAAGCAAUUCUGCAGAUUUCAUUACUUGUAUGAAUUUGGACUUGACAUCAAACUGCGUAAGGAAAAAUCCAUUGAAUAAUACAGCGUCCAAAUUAACAAAGAGUACAAGGACAUACACAGGUGAAAAAUCGUAUAAAUGUGAUAACUGUGAUCAAGCGUUUUCCCAGAAAUCAAAUUUAACAAUGCAUACAAGGACACACACCGGCGAAAAGCCAUAUAAAUCUGAUAACUGUGAUCAAGUGUUUUCCCAUAAAUCAAGUUUAAUAAUCCAUGCAAGGAAACAUACCGGUGAAAAGCCGCAUAAAUGUGAUGAAUGUGAUCGAGCUUUUCCCGUGAAAUCAAGUUUAAUAAGGCAUACAAGGACACACACCGGCGAAAAGCCGUAUAAAUGUGAUAACUGUGAUCAAGCGUUUUCUCAGAAAUCAAGUUUAAUAAAUCAUUUCAUGACACAUACGGGCGAAAAGCCGUAUAAAUGUGAUAACUGUGAUAAUGCGUUUUCUCAGAAAUCAAGUUUAACAAAGCAUACAAGGACACAUACCGGCGAAAAGCCGUAUAAAUGUGAUAACUGUGAUCAAGCGUUUUCCCAUAAAUCAAGUUUAACAAAGCAUACAAGGACACAUACCGGCGAAAAGCCGUAUAAAUGUGGUAACUGUGAUAAAGCGUUUUCUCGAAAAUCAAGUUUAAUAAAUCAUUUCAGGACACAUACGGGCGAAAAGCCGUAUAAAUGUGAUGAAUGUGAUCGAGCUUUUUCUCUUAAAAACAAUUUAAAACGGCAUACAAUGAGACAUAACAGAUAAAUACCGUAUAAACGUGAUAUCUGUUACCAAUGGUUUCCUCUUCGAACACAUUUAUAUCAAUCAAGACAUAUAAAAAUAAUUUUUUUGCCUUACAGUUUAUUUUAUAAUUUAAAUAACAUAAAAAUGAGUUCUUUAUCAUCAAUAUAAUAUAACAUUAGUUACUACGAUAGUAAAUAAUAAACAAUUAUUACAAUACCAAAUUAACAAAAAAGAUACACCUCAUAGUCUGAUAUCAUCAAACAUUCUACGUAAUAAUAAACAGUGAAUUCAUAGACUACUUCCACAUCUAUACAGACGCUUCUUAAACAGCAAAUGAAACCGGCUUCAUCAUGACACAUACCGAAGAUGACAGUCACCAUAAAAUCGUCCCUUUCUCCAGCAUAUCUACUGCAGAAACUUUCGCGGUACUCGAAGCUAUAAUUAUCUCAUUCUCCAAAAACCACAAUAAUGUCCUCAUCUUAAGCGACAUUUUAGCGAAAUCAUCUUAAUUACCAUCGUACAUACAAAAUGCAACUAGCCUGAAGCAUUCAGAAUUCAAUCCUUACAAACCACAAAACUAUCAAACUAUUCGAACUCAUGUGGGUUUCAUCACAGACUUUAUCAAGAUAACCGGGCUUACAGCGAACAUCUAGAACAAUGGAUCGACGAAACCUCACUAUAAUAAUUAAAUAAAUCUUUAAAAAAAAAAUGUUGAAAAUUGAAUGUAUUGAAUUUAUGAACACGAUUGUCGUCUU
Molecule: messenger RNA, 2130 nt
Organism: Metopolophium dirhodum (rose-grain aphid)
Lineage: Eukaryota; Metazoa; Arthropoda; Insecta; Hemiptera; Aphididae
Product: zinc finger protein OZF-like
Exons: 5
Coding region: 275-1396 (373 amino acids)
Biological process (GO): regulation of DNA-templated transcription
Molecular function (GO): RNA polymerase II cis-regulatory region sequence-specific DNA binding; DNA-binding transcription factor activity, RNA polymerase II-specific
Source: RefSeq, a predicted model, not a curated record